Musca domestica (house fly) is the source of this 3015-nucleotide messenger RNA. RefSeq names its product late secretory pathway protein AVL9 homolog. Lineage: Eukaryota; Metazoa; Arthropoda; Insecta; Diptera; Muscidae. Bases 268 to 2451 code for a protein of 727 amino acids. Gene Ontology annotation, cellular component: cytoplasm. The transcript has 4 exons. The record is from RefSeq and is a predicted model, not a curated record.
UAUUGGCAACCCUGUCAUUUUCUGAACAGGGAACAUAGCACAACGAACGAGCUGGAGCUAAACCGAUACUUUGCUUUUAAGCAAAAGAAAAAUAAUAAUUCUUGUCAAUUGCUGAUAAAAAGAACGUUUCCUAAAAAACAAAGAGAAAGGUAUUUCCAAUUGAUUAAUACAUACCAAUUUGCCAACUACUUGGUUUGUGUGUGUGUGUAAGCUUGUUGGUUUGUUGUUUUCACUUCGGUGUUUGGCUGUCAAAUCGUUUGGAGGACAAUGAAUGCGGUGGCGGCGGCUCAAGAAGAAACUAAACCUCCAAUUCUACAUAUUUUGGUAGUGGGAUUCCAUCAUAAGCUAGGAUGUCAGGUGGAAUUUUCAUACCCCCCUCUGGUGGCUGGUUCGUCGGGUAAAAAUGAAUGUCCCAGCGGUUGGAAGUAUUUGUCAACCUUGGCAUUGCCGGAUGGUUCACAUAAUUUUGUUGAAGACACGGUUUUCUUUAAUCUACCCAGUCUAACCGACCCCACGGAGAGUGUUUACGGGGUGUCGUGUUAUCGUCAGAUACCGGUAGAGAAGCUGAAAAUUCGCACGGCCGAUGUAACACGUAGUACGGUGCAAAAGUCCGUCUGCUGUCUGGCACGUUUGCCUAUUUAUGGCUACAUUGAGGUGAAGUUGUCAUUGAUCGCGGAUGCCUUCUUUGAGGAGGGCGAUUUUUCCAGCACCGAUAUUCUUGUCAAGGCCUAUGAACAACUCAAUGCAUGUCUGAUGGAUGGUGAUGAAUCACGACGAGCUCUGCGUCAUUUCCAUGUUGGCUUAUCUCUGCGUGAAAUUGUUUUGAAUUGGCGUCACAAGACGUUGCAACUUUUGAAGCUAUUUUUGUUACAAAGAAAAGUUGUGUGCUUUGGAUCUCCUGUGCGCGGUAUGUGUGCCCUGAUUUUGGGUAUAUCAUCGUUGAUACCACGUCUAUUGGAAAAGGGUUUCCAGGAAGUGGCAUGUGUAAGGACAUCACGGCCAUUGUCACCCAUGCCGGAUUAUACGGAUUCUCUGAUAAAGCCAGAGGAUUGCAACAGCAGUGGUGAUGCAAAAGAUGAGAAUGCAACAGCAACAGGAGAGGACGAUUGUUCCGAUAAUGCUGCUGGUUAUGAUGUUCAGGAAAAGUUGAGGAAAUUCUCAAAUGCCUCCUCGAAGAGUAGUGAAAAAUCAAGCCAUAAAAGUAGUUCAUCGCCAACAUCGGCGAUUUCGGCAGGUGGUGACGCAGCAGCAGAUGCAUCGGAAAAUCCAUCCACCCAGAAUGAUAAGAAUUUAGAGCGAAGUAGCUCAUUUACCAAAGAUAACAGCUUGGAUGCGUCAUCCACUUUGUCCUUUCUCACCACCAUUAAUCCCGACGAAUAUCGUGCCCCCAUUUCAAUAUUUGCCAGCGGUAAUCUUUGUUUGCCUUAUCUAUCCUUGCCAUACAUGGACUUGCUAACCGAUCCAUCGGUGUUGAGUUAUGUCAUCGGAACCUCAAAUGUGCUGUUCCAGCAAAGGCAACACUUGGCGGAUAUAUUGAUUGAUAUUGAAAAUGGCAAUUUGGAGGCGCGUGACCCGGAGUUGAGAAAACAGCUGGUCUUGAGUACAGAAGAUUUACGUUUUAUGGAUUAUAUACUGCGUCAUGUCCAAGUGCCUAAAGAAGAUGCCGAGGGUGGUAGUGAUCAGUGGAUACGACAACAAUUCCAGGGUUAUCUGUUGGCCUUGCUGCGUACCUCGGUUGCGGCCACAACCUCGGAAACAGCCGUGAAAGAUGUUGAUCAUUUUAAUGCGAAUUUUAUGAGUGCAUUUCAAAAGACCCAAUGCUAUCAGGAAUGGUUUGAUGUAAGGCCGGAUAAUGGGUUCUUUGAUCCUCUGCCCAUGGGGCAUCCAUUUUCGGGGGCGACACUCUCGGUUACGGAUGUAAAACUGAAAUUGGCCCAAACCAUGCAGAGCACAGAAAGCGGCCGCAAGAUAAACCAAGCCGUCAACAAUACCAGUCGAGCAGUGGGUGGAGCCUUAUCCCAGGCAAAGGGAGCAAUUUCUGUUUGGUGGUCAUCAAUGACCACAACAGCUGCCACAACAGGUGCCAGCAGUGCUGAGGUGCGUUUAUCCACUUCAGAUCAGCAAAAACAAGAUAUCUCAGUGACAUUCCAAAAUAGCGGUGAAUCAAUUGAGGAGGGUAUCAGUGUGCACACCGAAGAGAAAAUAAUCUUUUCCACUAAAAAUGGCGAGGAAACCAGCGACACCAAGGAGACAGAGGGCGGAGAAAAUGUUGAAAAAAUUGUCGAAAAGGCUGAAGAACUACGGGAGGGCAAUCAAAUCGAACCAAACAAAGUAAUGCAAAGUAGUGGCAUUGUUGAAAUUGGCAAAGAAGCUGAAGUGCUCAACAGGGAUGAGCAGCAGAUAGCGGUUGGUGAUCGAAAUAGCAACGGCAACAGUGUAUUUAUAGUUUAAGUGACACCUACCAAAACCGAAGUUCAAUUCUCAUAAAACACCACACACAUAAAUAUGUUAAGAUACAUUUUUUCUUUCAUGAAAAUCUGCCGAAAAAAAUAUGUUGCCAACAUUGUAUUGUGAAAGUUGUCUAUUGUCCAGAUUUUAUCUUGUGUUAUUUAUAUUGGCAGAUAUAUACAUAUUAUAUUGUCUAAGUUAGCUUUAUAUAUAUCCUAUAACGUAUGUGUAUAAGCGGUUUCUCAUUAAUUUCCCAUUAAAGAUGCAUUUGAAUACCGCAGUAAAUUCCUAGUGAUCAGAAAGUCAUUCUCAAUAUUGUGAGUGUGGGUCCUUCUAUCCUUUUGUAAUUAAUUGGCAAUGUGUUCUCUUUUUUUUGUAAUUUAUUGUGUCCUUUAAUCAUGUAACUUACACGUACACACACACACAUACAUUCACUCUAUUAUAUAACAUAUUUUGUAAUAUUUAUUUAUUAUUGUUUAUUAUUUAAAAAAUAUUAAUGUUUCGAAUAAAUAUGUAUUUAUUAUUAAUAAAGGUGUAACACAUGCAUACAUCAUUCCUUAUAUAAAA